Molecule: messenger RNA, 3567 nt
Organism: Frankliniella occidentalis (western flower thrips)
Lineage: Eukaryota; Metazoa; Arthropoda; Insecta; Thysanoptera; Thripidae
Gene: Scr
Product: homeotic protein Sex combs reduced
Exons: 2
Coding region: 211-1290 (359 amino acids)
Biological process (GO): anterior/posterior pattern specification; regulation of transcription by RNA polymerase II
Cellular component (GO): nucleus
Molecular function (GO): RNA polymerase II cis-regulatory region sequence-specific DNA binding; DNA-binding transcription factor activity, RNA polymerase II-specific
Source: RefSeq, a predicted model, not a curated record
UGUCUCGUCGCCGUGGACGUCGCAGGUCCUCGUCGUUGCGUUCGCGCCGUCCCGCCGUAUCCGCGAGUGCACCUGUUGGGGCUGCCACCUUAGUGGGGCGCCGCGGCCCGACAUGGGGCCGUUCGUGUGAUUGUGUGUGUGCUUAGGUGUUUCCAGUGAUGGUGGAUAUGCAGUGCAGUGUCAGUGAGUGCUAAAACAAGAAGAAUACAGAUGAUCAGUGACAGCGACAUCAUGAGUUCGUACCAGUUCGUCAACUCGCUAGCCUCGUGCUACGCGAAUCAGUCGCAGCAACAACAGCAGCAGCAACAGCAGUCCCGCACGGGGCCGUCCCCGGUGGACAGCCACCACCAGCAGCACCCAACGACGGCCACCUCGCCCGGGGGCGACUAUUACAACGGCAACGGCAGCUACAGCGCGUCGCCGACGUGCUACUCGCCCCAGGGCUACCCGCAGCAGGGCUACGGACACAUGCCCGGCGACAUGAUGGACUACACCCAGCUGCACCCCGCGCAGCGGUCGCACCUCCAGCACCACAUGCCGGCCAGCCCGGGGCCCGGGCCGGCGCCCCAGACCCCGAGCGGGCUGCUGAGCCCCGUCGGCAGCGGCAGCUGCAAGUACGAGGCCAUGGCCAGCGGCAUGGCGCCGUCCGUCAGCUCCCCCCAGGACCUGAGCAGCUCGUCGUCCUCCGUCGCCAAAGGGACGUCGUCGUCCACCAGCAAGGCGGCCGCCUCGUCGUCCGUCACGUCGCCUGUGACGAUCAGCACGCGGCCGUCGUCCUCGGCGUCGCCAGGCCUCAACGAGGCGUCGCCGUCGCCCGCCUCGUCGACGUCGUCCACCUCGAGUGGCAACAACAACAACGGGUCGUCCAAGUCGGGCGGCGGCUCGUCGGGUGCGUCCGGCAACCCUCCGCAGAUCUACCCGUGGAUGAAGCGCGUGCACCUCGGACAGAGCACCGUCAACGCCAACGGCGAGACGAAGCGGCAGCGGACGUCCUACACCCGCUACCAGACCCUGGAGCUGGAGAAGGAGUUCCACUUCAACCGCUACCUGACGCGUCGCCGGCGCAUCGAGAUCGCCCACGCGCUCUGCCUCACGGAGAGGCAGAUCAAGAUCUGGUUCCAGAACAGGCGCAUGAAGUGGAAGAAGGAGCACAAGAUGGCCAGCAUGAACAUCGUGCCGUACUACCACAACAUGAGCAUGUCGGCGAUGACGAACUACGGCGGGUACCCGUCCCCGCACCAGUUCGCACCCCCCGCGCACCACGCGCAGUUCACGCACCUGACCACCUAGUAUUAGACCGCCGUCUCAAUGGGCCUCGGCCUGGGCGCGGCGGGCGCGGUCUCCAGAGCCCCCGCCGCCCCCAGCGCGGCCGCCCCCGGAGCCGCCCCCGGAGGGGCCCACGCCACCGCCGCCGCCCCCUGCGGACCCAUUGACCCCGACGGCGUACUCAAGUACAGCCCCUCGCCGCAGCCCGGCGAGGAGUACUGGUGAGGACCCCACCAGUGUGACGUGUGUGAUAAAAAAAAGGACGCUCUCGGGCGGGUUGAGUAGUGUUACAGAAGAGUGAUUACUACUAUACGUUACGUAGGGACGAUUUUCACAUAACGCCCUAGGGGUGUUAUACCUUAUUCUACUAGUCACAUUACAAAAAAAAUGAGGUUGAAGAAGAGGACUUUUUAAUUGGGGAUUUCAGACGGACUCGGUGUAGUUUCUUAAUCCCGUUAUAAUUCUUUUUUACCAGAUGAUGUGUGAGAAUGUGAUGAUUCUUUUGGUUCGGCAGUAAAACGGUUUGCAAAAGCUGAACGACCACGUCGGUGGGAAGACUGUUUAACGAGACAUGCCAAAACUGGCUAAAACUCUGGAUGUAAUUUAAAAGAUUAAAUAUAUUUGGCAUGUUAUCUUUUUUUGUUUUUUUGUUUUUUGGCCAUCUGAAAUGUUUCCAAAUUGUCAACCCUUUAAGCUCACCAACCAGUUGUUAAGCUUUUGAUUUGUAUCGCUGUGUUUGUGUAUCUGGAAUGUGAUAUUUGAUAUUUUGUGCACAUAUAGCUGAAUUGAUGUAGUUAAUUUGGUUUGAACAUGUCUAACAGUGAUAUUAGUUGUCUACAGAUAGAUUUAUAUACUCGAAUAGUGUCAAAGCUUCAUACAAAACUUAAAUGACAAGUUCAUGUGUUAUUUAUGAGACACAGGCAGACGUGAACGUACCUUCAUGCUUAAUUGUGAAUUGUCAUGUUUUAGAUCUUUUGACUGCUUUUACCUACUUUAUGUAAAUGUUUGGUAACAUUCCAUUAAUGUCUUUGUUUAGGCUUAGACACAUCUUUUAAGGGAAAAAAAGAUUUAAAAAAAAAGACACUGCUUUGAAAGAGGCGUGUCAGCAACAGUUGCAUUGGACAACAAUUAUAUACCCUAUGGCGGGUUGUCGUCAUAUGUUUAUUUGUCAAAUUUGCCGGAGAAAGGUGCGAGUGACUAAAAUAUGUAACAUCAUUCAAACACGAAAGUUCAGUUCAUGCCAGAGCAACAGUAUCGUUUUUCUUGCUAAAUGAAAUUGGAAAGGACACGGUCUUCACGUUAAAUCUAAGAUUUAUUGAAGGAGAUUUUUGGCCUAUUCGAGUAAUGAUACUCGUUGCUCCAAGCAUACGCAUGGCGCACCAAUUGGUGCGUUGCAAUGAUCUCAAUUCUGUGAGCUAAAUCGCUCGAAAAUAAACUUUAGAAACACCUUUGUUUCUUAGAAAUGUGUUGUACAUUUGUGAAAUAGAGUUCGAAACUUAUGUUUGUUUGAUUCGUUUUUGUUAACAAAUUACGUUGUAUCAUUAUUUUUUGUUAAAUGUACAGAUACUUUUGUCAAUGAAAACACGGUUAUGUCUUUGAGAAAUGUUACGACUUGCUUACAUCGAGAUAAGAGUUUCAUAGUAUUUGAUUUUUUUUUCAACUUGUGAACACAGAACAUACAUGUUUUAGCUGUUUCUUACUGUUGAUUGUUACGUAAGGCUCAAUUUACCAUUUUAGAAAAUCAGUUGUUGAAUGUCUGAAAUAUAUAGUACAUUGCGUCAAACCAAAUAUGAGAUUGUGUCACAAUCAAUGACCCAAAUUACAUCUUAUGUUAUAAAAGUAAAGUGCAAUCAACAAUCUGAGUCAUUCUUAUACCAAAUCUUAUAAAAUCAGUGUAGAGGUUCGUUUUUUGUUAUUUGUUCUUCGAUAAACUCGGCACUCAUUACUAAGAAGCGUCUCAGUAGGAGGGACAGGAAAUUAUCCGUACUUCUGACUCCUUAAGACCCAGUAUUUUUUAUAUACAUACGAUAUAUAUUUUGCAUAUAGCUUAACUGUGUAGUGAUGAUUGUGUACACAUAUUUCAUCGUCCUACGGCCCGCUCCUGUGAUUUGAUAGGACGACCAAAUUUUGUCAUAAUUGUUUUAUUAUUAUUUAUCUAUUGUUUUAUUCUGUAAAAUGUUUCAACCCUUACAAAUAAUGAUUAUAAUUAUUAUAGAAAAGUCGUGAAGUGUCUAUACUGUGUACAAAACAGAUUUUAUGAAAAUAAAAAGUGCAAUAAGAUCCAAGCGUUCCAGAAACAAA